Molecule: messenger RNA, 1717 nt
Organism: Lagenorhynchus albirostris (white-beaked dolphin)
Lineage: Eukaryota; Metazoa; Chordata; Mammalia; Artiodactyla; Delphinidae
Exons: 9
Coding region: 878-1717 (279 amino acids)
Source: RefSeq, a predicted model, not a curated record
GCCGCCAGAAGUCUGCAUGCCGCAACUAAGACCCAGCACAGCCAAAAUAAUUUAUAUAAAUAAAUAACUAUUUAAAAAUAAAGAAAGAAAGAAGCAGUGGUUCUCCCCAGAGGUGGCUCCCUGAAGUCUGGCCUUCAGGGGUCUGCUAUAAGAAGAACAGGAUUACAGCUGAGCCCCCUUACUAGGCUAAGGAGAGCGGAGUGGUGCUCUUCCUGGGUUUAGUGUUGCAUGGCAUGCGGGAUCUUAGUUUCCCCACCGGGGAUCAAACUUGCGCCCCCUGCAGUGGAAGCGGGGAGUGUUAACCGCUGGACUGCCAGGGAAGUCCCUGCAUAUACAUUCUUGCACACAAUUCAGGGGCUCAUGAAUCCCCAGAAGUGCGUCCUUGGUUCCUGAGUCUUAUGAGAAUCUCUCCUUUAGACCUGGAGUCUGAACCUCUGCCAGGGCACUGCCUGCCAGGAACAGAUGAUUCAGCUCACUUUUCAAGGAGGAAACUGCUCCAUCAGAGCAACUGCAGGACUCUGCCUGCCCUCCCAGCCCAGGCAGGAAUCUGGGCUUGACCCCCAGAUUGGCCCUGCUGAACCCAGAGGCUGAUCUUGGGAUGAACCUCCCAGAAGCGGGAGUCUCCUCUCUCCCUACCUCUGAGAGGAAAUCCAGUAAAUCUGUGUCCAGCCUCAGCUGUCAUCCCUUUCCUCCACUUCCCUUCUGUUCCCCUCGCUGGGUCAGCUUGUGCUGGAAGGCUCUACAAAGGGAGCACCCUAAAAGUAACCCAUGUGUUGGGAAGUGAGCGUCAGACAAAGUCUGGACAUCAGCUGUGCUUCCUUCUUUUGCCUGUGUCCCCGGUGGCAGCAGCGUCAGAGGGAACUGCCAGAGCUAACAGAUGACUGGAGGGGAGGAGGGGCAGCCGCCAGCUUCCAGGGGCUGCGCUUGCAGCCUCCCUGCCUCAGGCACACACGCUGGUUGCCCUCCACACCUUCAGGUGCGCAGUCCUCCUGUAGGUCCUACUGGUAGCCCAGAACCUGGUGAGAAGCCAGCUGACCCCCGCUCCUGUCCAGGCACUCUAUUUACCCAGCUGAUCCAACUCAACGCUUCCCACUAUAUGGCCUGGUGCAGCCUCAGUUGUGAGGGGAGAAAUGAAACGAGCCCCAGCCCUUACCUGCAGGCCUCUAGCCCCGGACCCGGCUCUCUGCAGUGCUGCAGUGGCGGCCCGCUCUGCCUGGAGCUCAACCAGUCGGCCUCGGGGGAAAAUCUCCUGCCAAGGCAGAAAGCUGUGGCCGAGUGCCCCGAGGGCUUGGACUUCUGUGAGCUGAAACGGUCCAGCUCAGGCUACACUGCAGGGCGCAGCCAGGCCUGCGUGACAGGGACGCCCAGGUGUCACAGGGCUGUGGCUCAGCCCUGUUACCAGGAGUGCUGCCAAGCCUCAGCCUCAGGCAGCUGCCUCCAGCUGGAUGAGAACCUCCACUUCAACGGGGCCGCACCAGGGGCCACAAGGAGCCCCCUGCCCUGGACCCCGGCUGGCGCUCUGCUGCUGUUCCUUCACUCAGCAGUCAGGGAGCGGCAGGCAGGAAGGUCCCAUAGGCCCUGCAAGUCCCCAGGCCCACCCCCAGCUCUGAUUCCUGCCCUGGGAGGGGAGCUCUGGCCCCAUGACUUCCAGGACCGAGGGCUGGGCCUUGCAGACUGGCUGACCGUCGUGUGGCGUGGGGGCUUCUGGGAAAUGUAG